AUGUUCAAGGCGGCGUUGCUGGAGACAAUCGACGCCGAGCGUCAAGACCUCAUCAGCUUUCUCCAAUCCUUGACCCGCGCCGACUCUUCAAAUCCUCCCGGCGACACAAUAGCAGCAGCGUGUGUUGUUACUACCUUUCUGGCAUCUCGCGAUGUUCCCUCCACAAUCAUCGCGCCAAAAAGCCAUGCGCCCAACGUCACCAGCACUUUCCCGGCAGUAUCACAAUCACCAGCUCACAGCCGUUCCUCGUCAUUACAUCAACUAGAUGGUUACCAUUCUCCAAACCCAGUGGACUCGCCAUUCGAAGGCAGUGGAAUUUCAACGCCGAAACCUGGCCCACGACUGGUCAUGAACGGACACAUUGAUGCUUUUCCCAUUUCCGACUCGGAGAAAUCACAAUGGACUCACGAUCCCUGGUCUGCAGACAUCGAAAACAAUCGACUCUAUGGACGUGGAGUUGUGGACAUGAAAGCUGGAACUGCUGCGACCAUUGCCGCCUAUACAUACAUUUUCGCGCAUCGACAUCUCCUGAAUGGCACUGCCGUGCUCGAAGCAGUAUCCGAUGAAGAAACUGGUGGAAAGUGGGGUAGCAAAUAUCUCCUAAAUGAUGACGAUAGAAGAGAUACCUGGACGGGAGAUGUGAAUCUCAAUGCGGAACCCACAGGUCUACAGAGCAUACGCUUCGCCGAGAAGGGCACGUUGCGCAUCAGCUUUUCAGUCAAGGCCAAGAGCGCACACGGAGCCUACACACAUCUAUCCGAAGGCGCAAUUCGGAUUGCAACAAGGUUGAUCACUGAACUAGUCAAACUAGAAGACUUUUCCAACUUCAAGGUGGAUCCUGAAGUAAGAGAAUACCUGGAUCGACAAGAGGUACGGGACACGGUGGACGAGAUCAUGGGUGCUGGUGCCUCCAACAAUAUUCUCAAGCCGACAGUGAACAUCGGAACCAUCAGUGGUGGCACAAAGGUCAACACUAUCCCAGGUGACUGCAAAUUCGAAGCAGAAAUCCGCCUGCCAAUUGGCCUAGUCGCCGAGACCAUUCUCAAAGAGAUCGAUGCCAUACUCAAGAACUUCCCUGGAGCCAGUCACGAGGUGCAGGAGGCAGCCUCCAAUCCACCCAACCUAUGUCCUUUUGACCAUGCAAUCACGCGUGCGAUAGCGGGUAAUGCCGAACACAUACUCGGACGAAAGCCAAUCGCGAUACCAUCACUCGGUGCGACUGACGCCAAGCACUGGCGAUACAAAGGCGUACCAGCUUAUAGCUAUGGUCUUUCGCCAGAGGGCAUGGCUGGUAUUGACGAGAGUGUCGACCUCGAUGAUUACAUCAAUCUCAUCAAGAUUCUCACAUUGACUGCAUGGGACUUUCUGACUGGUCCUGAGUAG
This is a messenger RNA of Aureobasidium vineae, 1383 nucleotides long. The record is from the annotation of a GenBank genome assembly. Lineage: Eukaryota; Fungi; Ascomycota; Dothideomycetes; Dothideales; Saccotheciaceae.